AUGCCAAUGAUCAGCAGCACCACAGCAGCCACAGCAAUGCCGGCAAUGGCUCCCACAGACAGACCGCCUCCAGACUGGGGCGGAGGCGCUUCGAGUGAGUUGGGGGUAGCUGAGGAGGAGGAGGAGGAGGAGGAGGAGGAGGAGGAGGAGGAGGAGGAGGAGGAGGAGGAGGAGGAGGAGGAGGAGGAGGACGGGGCCGCUAUAGGGAGUGAUGUGGAGGAGUUUGGGGCUGUUAUAAAAAAGCCUCCGAAGGAAGAGGGGGGUAUUGUGGUGGGUGCUGCGGAGGAGGAGGAAGGGGCGGUUGUGGGGGAUGCUGGAGGUGUGGAUUGGGGGGCUGUAGUCGAGCAGGGGAUUGCGCUGGCGACAGGAAGGGCAGGGAGUGGAAGAGAAGAGGGAACUGUGGGGUGUGCAAGAGAGGAGGGAAGGGCAGGGAGUGGAAGAGCAGUGGGAAGGGCGCAGAAGAGGCCGGAGGGUUUAGGGCUUAUGUCACAUACUGGAGGAGGGGAGGUCGUGGAGGGAGGGCCGGCAGGAAGUGGAAAAGAGGCGAAACGGCAUCCCAAAAUUGUGAUGGGCAUGUUGACGAGUGGGGACAUGUCCAGCCACAUCUCUUACAACAUUCCCUCGCUGUCACCCGCCGCAUUUCAUCUCCACAAUCCCUCCCUCUCACCCUCUCUCACCACUUCACUCCCUCACCACAUCAUCCCUCCCUUCACCCAUCCCUCUCACAAUUCUCUCUCACCAUAUUCCUUCUCUUGCCACAUUCCCGUUGUUUGCUACCUAAAACUCUCCCCUCUUUCUGGUUAG
This is a messenger RNA of Closterium sp. Yama58-4, 804 nucleotides long. Lineage: Eukaryota; Viridiplantae; Streptophyta; Zygnematophyceae; Desmidiales; Closteriaceae. The record is from the annotation of a GenBank genome assembly.